AUGGGCACCACGGGCGGCCCCAAAACGGGACUGUCGCGGGAAGCUGAGGCGCGGGGCCGCAUCAAGGCCCUCAGUAGGCAGCAGCUUUGGCGACAAGUUGCGGAGCUUCUUAAUGAGCGUCAGCUCGAUGGUUUUGCCUUUGGCGCCGCCAUCCACGCAGCAGCCGCCGCCACGGCCUGGCAUGCAGCUGUGCACUUCCUCGAGGGCAUGGCUUCAGCGGGGAUAGUUCCUCAGUCAAUCAGUCACAACAGCGCAGCCGUGGCUUGUGGCAAGGCCCACUGGAGCCGUGGGCUUUUGCUGGCCGAGAAUGCGGCUUUGGGCCGCCUUCUCAGCACUUUUGGUGAAGACUGGCGGGCAUCCCUGCGGGUGUUGAGGUCUAUGCCCUCCCAGGAGCUCCGACCGGAUGUGGUGAACUACACCUGCGGACUUCAGUCUGCGGGCGCAGCCAAUUGGGCCAGAGCCCUGCACCUGCUUUGGGCGGGCGAUCAGCGGAACGUGGUGAGCUUUGGGGUGAUGAAGGUUUUUAGGUGGCCUUUGGCACUACACGUCUUGGACACAAUGCCAGCAUGGAGCACCCAGCCAAACGUCCUCAGCUUCAGCUCCCUGGAGUGGGAGUGGCCCAUUGCCCUGUCCUUGUUGGCCAGUAUGACCUUGAGAUCAGUGCAACCCAAUGUCGUGAACUUCAGCAGCUGCAUCGCUGCUUGCGAGAAAGCAGGGUGGCAAAUCGCCGUGGCCCUGCUUGCAGACAUGAGAGGGGCUCGGGUCUUGCCUAAUGCGAUCAGCUACAACUCGGCGAUCAGCUGCUGCCGCGGACAUUUGGCACUUGCGCUGGAGCUGCUCGAAGAGAUGAAGCAAGCAAAGCUUGAGCCGACUGCCGCGAGCUACAGCAGCUGCAUCACUUCAUGCGAGAGGGGCGGCCACUGGCAGAUGGCAUUGCAUCUCCUGGGCUGCCUGCCGAACCCGGUGAGCUUGAGUGCGUGCAUGAGCGCCUGUGAAAAGUGUAGCCAGUGGCAGGUGGGUUUAGCUCUUCUGGCUGACGCCGACUCGGUGGUGGCCUUCAAUUGCGGGCUCGCGGCCUGCGAGAAAGGGGCCAACUUGGGCCUCGGCCUCAGCCUGGUACAGGCCAUGGCCCAGAGGAGGCUCACUCCGGACGUCAUCAGUUUCAAUAGCCUCCUCCAUGGCUGUGCCUUUCAUGGACGCUGGACAUGGGCGUUGGGCCUCUUGGGCGUGCUGGAGAUGCAGGUGAACCAGAUCAGCCUGAACUCGGCCACCAGCGCCUGCGCAGCGGCGUCCCAGUGGCUGAAGCCCUUGGAGCUCCUGCUCAGCUCGCAGCGCCGGAGCUUGCAGGCGAGCGAGAUUUAUUGGGGAGGCUGCUUGGAGGCUUGCCAGCGCGCCAGCCGCUGGCAGUCAUGUUUGCUGGCGCUGGACUCCGCGGGGAUCGCCGGGCUGUGCAGCUGCAUCACCGCGUGUGACGCGGCCGGGCGCCCGCAGGCGCGGCUGCUGGCUUCGCUGGGCUCGGAGCUCGAGAAGGUGCUUGCGUUCCUCUACCGCUACUUGGAGUGGGGUGUCUCAGUUGCCGGCCUCUCCGCAGUCAAGGUGCCUGGUGUGGAGAAUGUCAACCUCGACGGUUUGGGCAUUCAAGGGCAUCAUGAUUACCCGCGCCACAUCGCCAACAUCCUAGCCAAGAUCCGGAUCGGUGAGCAGCGCUGCGAGGUCCAACCUGAGGCUCCCAAGCCCUCUGGUGCUGCCUUCCUCUGA
This is a messenger RNA of Effrenium voratum, 1758 nucleotides long. The record is from the annotation of a GenBank genome assembly. Lineage: Eukaryota; Dinophyceae; Suessiales; Symbiodiniaceae.